Dentiscutata heterogama is the source of this 1323-nucleotide messenger RNA. Lineage: Eukaryota; Fungi; Glomeromycota; Glomeromycetes; Diversisporales; Gigasporaceae. The record is from the annotation of a GenBank genome assembly.
AUGAUUCUUAAUGAUUAUAUCACAUUUUUAAGAAAUAUCAAAUAUUUUUUUAUAUUUUAUGUACUGAUAACGACGACACCGCGAUUUUCAAUAGCAAUUUGUGAGUCUAAUCAAUCUGAACAACCUUUAUGCAGUGGACGUCGUGGUCUCAGAUCUACUUUAAGGAAAAGGUCAAAUAAAAAAAACAAGAGAUCAAUAAUUCAAAAUAGACAAGAGAAUGAAACUUUUACCAACGUAACAACAAAUCAAGUGAUUAGUGAUGGGAUAAAUUCAAGGCAAAACUCUAUCUGUAAUGGUCUCUGUGUUUUAGGAAUUAUGGUUGGAGCAGUUGUUAUAAUCAUAUUAAUCGGCUUCGGUCUGUGUUUUACGAUGAGAAAAAGAAAGAAAGUGGGUGAUAAAGAAAUCCGUCCCAGUUCAAAACGUAUGAUAUCUAGUACACAAACUGCUGAUGAUUUCCCCAAAAUAUCAUCUAGUCCACCACCAUUUGAAUCUAGAUUAAAUGAUGAAGCUGAAGCAUUUGCACAAGAACAUCCGCCACAAGAAGAAAUUCCACCACCUGAACAUAUUGUAUAUAUUCAGGGUCUUGGAGGAGCAAAAGCUUGGGAAUGGUCACCUGAUGAAAAUUUGUUAGUACAACAAUUUGUUUCGAUAACCAACGAAGGAAGCAUCGUAACUUUUAAUAAAAGAGUGGAUUGUAUGGUACAAACGAAUUAUCCAUUCUUUAUACCACAAACGGAGGGGGAUACACUUUAUGAACCGCCGUUCGAACAACCUGAAACUAUGGAAUUAAGACGUGGACAAAUGUUACAUUAUUUCGAAAUUACCGUUUUAUCAAAUCCUGAAGGAAAAAAUACUACUAUAGCGAUCGGACUUGCGACUAAACCAUAUCCUUAUUUUAGAUUACCAGGAUGGAAUAUAUAUUCAGUGGGCUAUCAUUCAAAUGAUGGACGAAAAUUCAAUGAUGCACCUAGUGGUAGAGAAUAUGGACCUACAUGGGGAGAAGUAGGAGAUACAAUAGGUUGUGGAUAUAAUCCAGAUGUUGGAUACGUAUUUUUUACGAAAAAUGGGCAAUUCUUAGGUAAUGCUUUCACGAGUAUACGACAUAUAUGGUUUCCAACGAUAGGGGCUAAUGGACCAUGUAUUAUUGAAACAAAUUUUGGGGAUAAUUAUGACAAAGAAUUUAAAUAUGAAAGUGCACGUGGAUAUGGACCUGGUGGACCUCUAUUAAUUUCCGAAAAAAGAAGACCAAGACCUAGUCGUAGUAGUAGUACAAGAAGCAUUCAUGCUGUAGAAACCGGUAGUCCUCGUAUUAGAUAUGAUUAA